Molecule: messenger RNA, 4032 nt
Organism: Cloeon dipterum
Lineage: Eukaryota; Metazoa; Arthropoda; Insecta; Ephemeroptera; Baetidae
Gene: CtBP
Product: C-terminal binding protein
Exons: 7
Coding region: 458-1780 (440 amino acids)
Biological process (GO): regulation of transcription by RNA polymerase II
Cellular component (GO): nucleus
Molecular function (GO): DNA-binding transcription factor binding; NAD binding; transcription corepressor activity
Source: RefSeq, a predicted model, not a curated record
CUCGGAACCUUUCGGAAAGGAAAUCGUCGAGAAGAACGCGAAGCUCGCCAAGUUUGCCCGCACCGAGGCGUGAUUCGUUCUGCAGUGCGUGCGUCGAGUCGAAGCGUCGGCCGCUUGAGUGGCGUCAGUGGUCCGUGGCCCCCUUUUUCGGCGCGUAUAGUGUGUGUGUUUCGGCGGAAGCCGUCGGCUAGCGAGCAGCGGCAGCAGCAGCAGCUUUCUCAAGGAGCGCUCGGCAGCGGCGUCAGCCAGCAGCGUGGCCUGAUUUCGCGGCUUUAGACUGAAAACAGCGAACGAGGACAGCUUUCAAGAUGUGGGCGGCGUGGAGUAGCUGAAGAUUGGUGUGAAUUGCGAGUGCAUGUGCUAGUGGCGCGCGGCCAGUGAUUGACUUGGACUGACCGACUGACUAGACUCAGCAAGGUUGGACAUUAUUUUUUACUUGUGAACUCGAGGCUUACUGAUGGACAAACGAAAGAUGCUUCCGAAAAGACCACGAAUGGACGCCUCGCGUAUGGGACCCAUCGCCAACGGCCCGAUGCAGACCCGGCCUCUAGUCGCGCUGCUCGACGGCCGAGACUGCUCCAUAGAGAUGCCUAUCCUUAAAGACGUCGCCACCGUGGCCUUUUGUGAUGCCCAGUCAACGUCUGAAAUCCACGAAAAGGUGCUGAACGAGGCUGUGGGAGCUUUGAUGUGGCACACGAUCAUAUUAACAAAAGAAGAUUUAGAAAAGUUCAAGACGCUGCGCAUCAUCGUCCGAAUUGGUAGUGGCGUUGACAACAUUGACGUUAAGGCUGCUGGCGAGCUGGGCAUCGCAGUGUGCAAUGUGCCGGGAUACGGCGUGGAGGAGGUGGCUGACACGACUCUUUGCCUGAUACUCAACCUCUACCGACGCACUUACUGGCUGGCUAACAUGGUGCGUGAGGGCAAGAAGUUCACUGGGCCUGAGCAGGUGCGCGAGGCCGCACAGGGCUGCGCUAGAAUACGAGGUGACACCCUCGGCAUUGUGGGACUGGGCCGUAUCGGCUCUGCUGUCGCCCUCAGAGCAAAGGCUUUUGGAUUCAACGUUAUUUUCUACGAUCCUUACCUCCCCGACGGCAUUGAAAAGUCGCUUGGACUCACCAGGGUCUACACGCUCCAGGAUCUUCUGUUCCAAUCUGACUGCGUGUCCUUGCACUGCACCCUGAACGAGCAUAACCACCACCUCAUCAAUGAAUACACCAUCAAGCAAAUGCGUCCGGGAGCUUUCCUCGUCAACACUGCCAGAGGCGGGCUUGUCGAUGACGAGGCUCUUAGUGCCGCUCUCAAGCAGGGCCGCAUCAGAGCAGCUGCCCUGGACGUGCACGAGAACGAGCCGUUCAAUGUGUUCACUGGCCCUCUAAAGGAAGCUCCGAACCUGUUGUGCACGCCGCACGCGGCGUUCUACUCUGAUGCGUCGUGCACGGAGCUGCGCGAGAUGGCCGCCAGCGAGAUCCGGCGGGCCAUCGUUGGCCGCAUCCCUGACAGCCUUCGAAACUGUGUCAACAAAGAGUACUUCCUGAACACAGGCUACCCCGAGGGCGUGAACGGUGGCUUCUACAGCAGCGGCGCGCUGCCUGUGCAGCAGGCCCACUCGACCACCACUCAUGAAGUGCCCCACUCCGUGGCCGCAGCCGCCGCUGCUGCCUCGGCCGCUGCCGUCGUCCCCGGAAUUCCACAGCACCUUGUUAGUACUCCUCCUAUCAGCACACCGGACCCGUCGAACCACCACUCAACCAAGGCCGAGUCGUCCGAGGCCGUGCACUAACUGCCAGUGCCAACCACCCCACGUGAGACAAGAAUGACAGACAUGGCCGACUCGCAACAUUCAAAACGGACAGAAUCCGUCUCACGCGAUGCCAGUGCUUAAACCUCUGACGCGUCCCGGUCCUCCCUCGUCUCUCGGACGACCGGCACGACUACCCACAAGUACAAAACCGGGGAAUAAGUAGAUUUUCGAUAUAACGGAAGCUGCUUUUGCUCUUGGAUGUGGAGUUAGAGAAGUGGUGGUGUGUUGAAUUACGACAGCAAAUAGGAGUGAAGCAUCCCAUGAACUAACAGUGCUCACGAUCGUUCAUACGGGAGGAAAGACUUGCGGAACUGAGCGACCGCGAUGGCGUGUGUGUUUGAGCAACCUUUCGCAAAGGCCAUGUAACUACAAUUAUCGAAGAGGACGAUUGAUUAUUUUUUUCAUCAUCCUUAAAGUUAGUCUUAACACUGAUAAUAUAACUACGGUAACGCAUACAACAUAAGAAUCAUUAUAUAACGACGUAAAAUUACACAAAAAAAAAAACAUAAAUCGUAAUUUAGUGCAGUUGAAGAUGAUGCGGGAUGAAGAUGAAGACGAUGUUAAAGGGAAUGAUGACGACGAUAAAGUUGAUUAAUUAAUUUGCAUUAUUGUAACAAUAUUAUUAGACACUACGUAAUGGCAACCUCGUCAUGUAUGAUUUGAACCUUUCGUCACGCAAGCAAACGGAAAACCCAGCACCACUCAAAUCAGAGCAUAUUGCCGGCAGCAAAGCGGAUUUGUUGUCCUUUAAUUCACCUUCCAAACAACGUCCGAGGCACUGUGCUGCCCAUUUUGGCUAAAAAAAUAUAAGGAUUUGUUAAAACUGAACUAGCUUCAAUGGUUAUAGGGUUUGUGGCAUAAAAUAACAGUUAAGAAAAUUUCUCCUUUAACACUGCGUCCCCCACACUCUUGUCUUUUAUAUAUAAAAACAUAUCGGCCCGUGGUCGUGCCAUUUUUGCAGUGGCCCUGGAAAACAAACAAAUUCUUACCUUGUGUCUUGGAUUGUGAUUGCAACAGUGGAAAAUCAGUAAAUGGUUCCGAAUUUUCACAAAGUGUGCCGAGUUUGAUUUGUGUAAAUAUCAAAAUGGAGAUUCUAAGGUUUUUCAGGUGACUUAAGUCCCCCAAAGGAUUUCUUUGUACCCACUCAAUAGAUUUUUAUUUGAAAUUUUACAAUUUUUGCAUAAUUUCGCAACUAGGCUGUGAAAAUUUGGAACCAGAAAUGAAGCAGGUAUUAAUUAGAAUUGUUUUGUUUUGGCCUGCUACAGUAUUAAACAAACACUACUUAUUAGAGCAGGACAAUUAUUCCCGUGAACACUAAGAUUGCCUGCCAAAAUCGCGCAUGGCUUGCUACGACUUUCCAAUUUGCCCAGGCGGUAGCACGCAGUGUCUUUUUUUAUUCAUUUUGGCAGUCGAUCCGAGUAAAUAAUGUCCGAAACUUUUAAAUUAGCUGGCGGAAGGCAUCUAUCCGAUCCUAACACUUGAAUACUUUUGAAACCUCUCAGCUUCACGCAGAUGCGAUUUUCAACGAUCAAAUUGUAAGAUUAGAUUUUUUAAUGACUGCAGCGCGAAUAUCUGAGCAUUAGCUGCAACUAAAUUGUUUUGUAAAAUAGACCAGCCUUUGAGCUGUGUUGUGGAGAAUCUCUGUUUUUUCCGAAUGCUGCGGCCCUGACUUGGACAGACAGGGUUCACCCUGGUCAAAGUCAAAGUACUUUGUUUACCCUUAAAUUUAUUUGUCCAAGCGUUGUUUUGCAGCAAUUGGGGGGCCGUAUUUUGAGACUUGAUUUGCGCGGUUGGGCCUUUUGGCGCGGCUAAACCAGUUUGGUCGCGUGCGUUUUUAACUUUGCAUUUAUAAUUUCGCCGCUCUUUCGGUUCAUUUGUAGGUUCACGUUGGAUUUCGUCCCUUGUUCCACUUUGAACCCUUGUUGUACUAGUGAUGACACACGCAUACACUUACACACGAACACACACGAUAUUUUUCUAUUUAUUUUUUAAAAUCGACAAACUUGUCAAAGCGAAGAUGCAAGGGAACCAAUUUCAUCACGCAAAUUAGCCAAACAAAAAUAUUCGCUGUUGAUUAAUCAUGUGUAUAAAGUGUGGACCUCUGAAUAAUCCGACGAAAUUGUUACGCGAUUGGCAACCUACCCAGCAAAGUAUCUCUCAUCAUGUUUUAUUUUUGUUUAUUUAGGAAGUUUCUGUAUAGAUUUUUUGACAAAAUAAAAAAGUGCAAAUAA